CAGUGUUUUACUAAUUAAACACGCAAAAGCAACAGGUAAAAAUAAAACUAAUUAUAAGUUACAAAUUCUGUCACACCAUUCAUAACCCGCAACAAGACAGCUUUUCCCCUGAGCAAUUUCACAAAUUUGCCCUGCCCAGCUCAGCAAACCAAUACUACUGCACCGCAGUCUCCUCCUUCGUUAAGUAAUCCAAUCCCAAUCCCAAUCACAUGUAAAACCGGCCUCGCAAUCUGUAUACACCCCAAAAAGCGAGAAAAGCGAACAAAACCCGUUCUUGUUGGGACUCCUCUCACAUAGCCGUCAUUCUGCGUCUCAAAUUAGGGUUUCAAAUAAAGCGGCCGGAUCGGAUUUACAGUCCUAACUAGAAAGUCCAGUUCGACCGUUCGAGAUGACACAAGAGCAGGACAACAAAAGGGCAGUGCUGGUGCUGCAGAAUGAAGCCCCGUACAGCCAGCGGAGAUCCUACACCAACGAGGACGAGGCCUGGAAGUCUUUCCUGGAGAAUCCGCUCACAGCUGCCACCAAGGCAAUGAUGAGCAUCAACGGAGAUGACGACAGCGCAGCAGCCUUGGGGUUGCUCUACGAUUAUUACAAGGUGCCACGAGAAAAGAGAAUGCUCUCGCCAUCAAAACCAGAACUUAUUUUGACUGAUGGUGAUCUCACCAAAAGGAACUGCAUGGUUUCUGUGCCAGAACCAGCCACGUUGGCAGGAGAGAACAGGAUACAGCUUUUAAAGGGGCUUCCACUCAACAUUGUCAUGCCUGGAAACCAGCAGGACAAGAGGAACCACUUCCCCUCCCCAGAUACCAUGGUAACCCUCUCAAUUGCCACAGUCCCCAACUACUCCAUGAAGACUGAAGCUCCGUCCCACGGCUUCACGGUGGGGAUCCCUCCUGGUGUACACUGUGCCGAGCAAGACAGCCGCAUCGUUGUGUUCGACCGUCGUCUCAACCCAGACCACUUCAGUCCCAACUCCCUGCCACAGAACUCCCAACGCAAGACGCCAGACUCCACUUUCACAGAGAGCUUCAAGGACGAGGCCCAGGAGGUAAAAUCCACAGUGUUUUCUUUCCCUAGAGACCUGCAGCUAAGAAUGGAGCCGGAUGGUUACACAUUUGACAACAUCUCAGGGAAUCAUUUCGAGUACACACUGGAAGCCUCUAAAUCUCUUCGGCAGAAGUCGGGAGAUGGCACAAUGACCUACCUGAACAAGGGGCAGUUUUAUCCAAUCACACUGAAGGAGCACGGAAGGGCCAAAGGACUGCAUCACCCAAUCGGCAAAGUCCGGAGUGUCGUCAUGGUUGUGUUUGGGGAAGAGAAAUGCAGGGAUGACCAGCUCAAGCACUGGAAAUAUUGGCACUCACGACAACACACCGCCAAACAGAGAUGCGUUGACAUUGCUGAUUAUAAAGAAAGCUUCAGUACGAUCAGCAACAUUGAAGAGAUUUCAUACAACGCCAUCUCCUUCACCUGGGACAUAAAUGAUGAAGCAAAGAUCUUCAUCUCUGUGAACUGUCUGAGCACUGACUUCUCCUCUCAGAAGGGCGUCAAGGGCCUUCCCCUCAACCUCCAGAUCGACACGUACAGCUACAGCAACCACAGCAACAAGCCCAUUCACCGUGCCUUCUGCCAGAUCAAAGUGUUCUGCGACAAGGGAGCUGAGCGCAAGAUCCGGGACGAGGAGAGGAAGCAGUCCAGGAGGAAGGGGAAGGGCACUGACCUCCCCGCUCCCCUCAGUACCUAUUCAGAUGUCAAGAUGCCACUUAUUGUCAAAAGGACUGACAUCACAACUUUCAAAACGAUGGGUGAAUUCGAGACCCAGCCCAUCCUCUUCAUCCCUGACCGCCACUUCGCGAACCUGCAGCGCCAUCCAUAUGGCUCAGAAGAUAUGACAGAAGGGGCUGGGAUGAAAAGGGGAUCCUUUGUGUCCAAUGAAGACUUCGGCUCAACUCCGAGAAAAGUCGCCAGGAUAGAUGAGCACACAAAAGUACUGCUGUAUGUAAGGAAAGAGUCUGAGGAAGCCUUUGAUGCAAUUUUGCUGAAGACCCCAUCUCUGAAAGGACUGAUGGAAGCAGUUUCAGACAAAUAUGAUGUGCCAAUAGAAAAAGUGGAAAAAGUUUACAAGAAGUGCAAAAAAGGGAUCCUGGUUAAUAUGGAUGACAACAUUGUGAAGCAUUACUCCAAUGAAGACACCUUCCACAUAGCGAUUGAGGAAAUGGGAGGAUCCUAUAAACUCACACUUACUGAAAUAUAAUUCGGAGAGAUUCAGAAUUUGAGCAUUUGUGAAGUAGAAUAUUGUACAGUCCAUUAGUCAUGUAUCAAGUACCUGAAUAUUUCGCCUUGCAAAGCUUGUCAAUACGCUAAGUGUACCAAGUGUUACGGCGUACAGGGAGGACACCAGUUUACACAUAUCUAUUAUCUUGUGCGUUGAAUUGUUUUCUGCUUCUUGAAAACUGUUGCCUUUCAGGUAUCAACUGGGCAUUUGGAAAAUUGGUUCCCAUGUUUUUGUGUGAAGGAAUUUCUUAAGAACUUUUUGUUUUAAACUUCAUGCCAUUAAUAAAUAAAUAAAUACAUUAAUAAUAAUAAUAAUAAUAAUGUUUAAUACAGUAACAUAAUGUAAAAAUAUAAGAGAUAAGAAUGUCUUGCCUGUACUUUGCUUCUUGAGGUCCAUAUUUUGCUACCAAAUUAUACUAAAUCUUUAGUAAAUAGCACAAAAUUCCAUUGAUUAAAAAAAAAAAAAAACAUGUGUGUGAUCUUAACAGCAUCCUAAAACCUUUAACCAUGCUCUACACCUCUUUCCAUUAAAAAAAAAAAAGUAAUAUCAUAUUUUUUCUAUUGUUUCAACCUGUCCUCAGUUGUUGAACUGAGAAACACAGAGCUUGUUUCAGAGCUGGUCUUUAACAGUUACAUUGAUCCAAGGUGUCUGAUUUAAGUCAUUUGUGAUAAGCAGGCAGCAGUACUUGAGAUGCGCCACUGUUUAUAACAGUGAAAUAACAACAGUAGGAUGUCAUUUCUGUUCUUCGUAACAGUUAUUUAUAAAUAAGUCAGAGGCUAGGAAAAAAAAAAAGAUUUACCAAUAAAAUAUUUAUUGAAAAGCUUAAAUGUUUAAUACUAAGUUAAAAAAAAAAAAGUACAUUACAGUUAAUAUGGCCAUAAUAUAAAGAGUUAUGCACAAAAACUGGGUCUGGUUUAAGUCCACAGGUUGCAGGUCCACAGCAUCAUAGACAAGCAAUGUGAAGUAGACAGCCUAUAUUUUAACACAUUCCAUUGGAAUGGCAUGUAAUUACAUAUAUA
Polyodon spathula (Mississippi paddlefish) is the source of this 3294-nucleotide messenger RNA. Its product is annotated as grainyhead-like protein 1 homolog. The record is from RefSeq and is a predicted model, not a curated record. Gene Ontology annotation, cellular component: nucleus. Gene Ontology annotation, molecular function: RNA polymerase II cis-regulatory region sequence-specific DNA binding; DNA-binding transcription activator activity, RNA polymerase II-specific. Lineage: Eukaryota; Metazoa; Chordata; Actinopteri; Acipenseriformes; Polyodontidae. Gene Ontology annotation, biological process: regulation of transcription by RNA polymerase II. Bases 389 to 2254 code for a protein of 621 amino acids. The transcript is spliced from 15 exons.